Mus caroli (Ryukyu mouse) is the source of this 4340-nucleotide messenger RNA. RefSeq names its product capping protein regulator and myosin 1 linker 2 (gene Carmil2). Lineage: Eukaryota; Metazoa; Chordata; Mammalia; Rodentia; Muridae. Gene Ontology annotation, cellular component: plasma membrane; lamellipodium. Gene Ontology annotation, biological process: regulation of Arp2/3 complex-mediated actin nucleation; cell migration. The record is from RefSeq and is a predicted model, not a curated record. Gene Ontology annotation, molecular function: protein binding.
GGCCGUCUCGGCCCUAUGGCACAGACCCCAGACGACAUAUCCUGUGAACUGCGAGGCGAGAUCACCAGGUUCCUGUGGCCCAAGGAGGCGGAGCUGCUGUUGAAAACCUGGCUUCCCCAGGAGGGUGCCGAGCAAAGCCAUAUCUUGGCACUGCUUCGAUGGAGGGCAUAUUUGCUGCACACCUGCCUUCCCCUGAGGGUGGACUGCACAUUCAGCUACCUGGAGGUCCAGGCCAUGGCACUACAGGAAACACCCCCUCGGGUCACCUUUGAGCUGGAGUCCCUGCCUGAACUGGUCCUGGAGUUUCCCUGUGUGGCUGCCCUUGAACAGCUGGCUCAGCACAUAGCUGCUGCCAUCAAAAAGGUCUUCCCUCGCUCAACCCUUGGGAAGCUAUUCCGGAAGCCCACACCCUCGUCUCUGCUGGCUCGUCUGGAGAGAAGCCAUCCCUUAGAGUCCACCAUACCCAGCAGUCCGUGCGGUGGCUUCUUGGAAACAUACGAAGCUCUGUGCGAUUACAAUGGCUUCCCAUUCCGAGAGGAGAUUCAGUGGGAUGUGGACACUAUCUACCAUCACCAGGGCUGCCGUCACUUCUGCCUUGGAGAUUUCAGCCACUUUGGCAGCCGAGACCUGGCCUUGAGUGUAGCUGCCUUAUCUUAUAACCUGUGGUUCCGGCGCCUCUCCUGCGAGGACAUGAAGCUGAGCCUGGAGGUCUCAGAACAGAUUCUGCACAUGACGAGUCAAUCUUCCUAUUUGGAGGAGCUGGUGCUGGAGACUUGUGGUCUGCGAGGAGACUUCGUUAGGCGACUAGCCCAGGCCCUGGCAGGACAUUUUAAUUCUGGACUUCGGGAGCUCAGCCUGUCUGGGAACUUGCUGGAUGACAGAGGUAUGGCUGCACUCAGCAGACACCUAGAGCAUUGUCCAGGAGCCUUGAGGAGACUCAGCCUAGCACAGACAGGGUUGACACCUCGAGGAAUGAGAGCUCUAGGCAGGGCACUGGCAACGAAUGCCACCUUUGACUCUACCCUGACCCACCUGGAUCUUUCUGGGAACCCUGGGGCACUGGGACCCUCACAGGAUAAUGGGGGCCUGUAUAUUUUCCUGAGUCGUCCUAACGUCUUGGCGUAUUUGAAUCUUGCAGGCACUGACGCCGCGCUAGGCACGGUGAGAGUGUGGUCAUGGGGGAUGCGUGGUAGGGCUUGGGCUUCUGGAAGGUUAUCACUAAUACCACCUUCCUCUCAGCUCUUUACAGCCUUAUCUGGUGGCUGCUGCUCCAGCCUCACCCAUCUGGAAGCUUCAAGGAAUAUCUUCUCUCGCAUGAAGUCUCAAGCGGCACCAGCCGUGCUGCAACGCUUCCUUGGCGGUGCCAGGAUGCUACGGCACCUGGGCCUGGCGGGCUGCAAGCUGCCACCUGAAGCACUCAGGGCCCUUCUAGAAGGUCUUGCACUCAACACUCAGAUCCAUGAUCUGCACCUAGACCUCAGCGCGUGUGAGCUCCGCUCUGUGGGUGCCCAGGUGAUACAAGACUUAGUUUGUGACGCGGGUGCCUUGAGCUCCUUGGAUCUGUCGGAUAAUGGCUUUGGCUCCGACAUGGUGACGCUGGUGCUUGCCAUCGGGAGGAGCCGGUCUCUGAAACACGUGGCCCUUGGAAGGAACUUCAACGUUCGGUGCAAGGAGACCCUGGACGAUGUUCUGCAUCGGAUAGCCCAGCUAAUGCAGGAUGAAGACUGUCCUUUGCAGUCGCUAUCCGUGGCUGAGUCGCGGUUGAAGCAGGGUGCCAGCGUCCUGAUCCGGGCUUUGGGCAUCAAUUCUAAACUGACAGCGCUGGAUAUCAGUGGCAAUGCCAUAGGGGAUGCUGGCGCCAAGAUGCUAGCCAAGGCUCUACGCGUCAACACCAGGCUACGGUCUGUGAUCUGGGACCGGAACAACACAUCUGCUCUGGGCCUGCUGGAUGUGGCGCAAGCCCUGGAACAGAACCACAGCCUCAAGUCCAUGCCGCUGCCACUGAACGAUGUAACCCAGGCUCAUCGCAGCCGGCCAGAACUGACAACUCGAGCGGUCCAUCAGAUCCAAGCCUGUCUCUGGAGGAACAACCAGGCAGACUCUACUUCGGACCUCAAGCCCUGCCUUCAGCCCUUGGGUCUGAUUUCAGACCACUCAGAGCAGGAGGNGAACGAGCUAUGCCAGUCAGUACAGGAGCACGUGGAGCUGCUGGGCUGUGGGGCUGGGCCCCAGGGUGAGGUUGCCGUGCACCAGGCUGAGGACGCCAUCCAGAAUGCCAACCUCUCUCUCAGUAUCCUUCCCAUUCUCUAUGAGGCUGGGAGGUCCCCAAGCCACCACUGGCAGCUGCAGCAGAAGCUAGAGAGCCUCCUGGGUCAGGUGGGAGAGAUCUGCCGCCAGGACAUCCAGGACUUCACUCAGACCACCCUGGAUACCGCAAGGAGCCUCUGCCCACAGAUGUUGCAGACACCUGACUGGAGGAAGCAGCUAGAGGGAGUUCUGGUGGGCUCCGGGGGCCUCCCAGAGCUGCUUCCGGAACAUCUGCUGCAAGAUGCCUUCUCUAGGCUGAGGGACAUGCGCCUGUCAAUCACUGGGACCCUAGCAGAGAGCAUUGUGGCUCAGGCUCUUGCAGGUCUUCAUGCAGCCCGAGAUCGACUGGUGGAGAGUCUAACUCAGCAGGCACCAGUGACCAUGACCCCUGCUGUACCACCACUGGGUGGAAAUGAGCUCAGCCCCCUUGAGACUGGGGGAUUGGAAGAGCUUUUCUUUCCCACGGAGAAGGAAGAGGAGAAAGAAAAGGAUAAUAGUUCUUCAUGGAAAUGGCUUGAGCCUAGUAACUGUUUUCACCUGGUCUCCUCCCUUCAUGGUGCUGCUGAGGAAGCGGAACGGGACCCCGAGCUGGCAGCUCCGGGGGAAGAUGCAGAGCCGCAGGCUGGGCCGUCUGCACGCGGCUCUCCAAGCCCCGCCGCCCCGGGGCCCCCCGCCGGCCCUCUGCCUCGCAUGGACCUGCCACCCGCCGGGCAACCCCUACGCCACCCAACCCGAGCCCGACCGAGACCACGUCGCCAGCACCACCACCGCCCGCCGCCGGGGGGCCCCCAGGUGCCCCCAGCCCUGCUUCAAGAAGGAAAUGGGCUCACUGCUCGCGUGGAUGAGGGUGUGGAGGAGUUCUUCUCCAAAAGGCUGAUCCAGCAGGAUCACUUCUGGGCCCCAGAGGAGGAUCCAGCCACCGAGGGUGGUGCCACUCCUGUCCCCCGCACACUUCGAAAGAAGCUGGGUACCCUCUUUGCCUUUAAGAAACCUCGUUCAACAAGGGGUCCGCGACCUGACCUGGAGACUAGCCCUGGAGCAGCAGCUCGGGCCAGAAAAUCCACACUUGGGGAUCUGCUGCGACCACCGGCCCGUCCAGGCCGUGGUGAAGAACCUGGAGGGGCGGAAGGCGGCACCAGCAGCCCUGACCCUGCUCGCAGAAAUCGGCCUCGGUACACGAGGGAAAGCAAGGCCUACUCCAUGAUACUGCUACCUGCUGAGGAGGAAGCAGCCGUGGGUACCAGACCUGAUAAGAGGCGGCCUCUGGAACGGGGAGACACAGAACUAGCUCCAUCUUUUGAGCAGCGGGUACAAGUGAUGCUACAGAGAAUCGGCGUGAGCAGGGGCAGUGGGGGUGCGGAGAGCAAGAGGAAGCAAAGUAAAGAUGGCGAGAUCAAGAAGGCAGGCUCUGAUGGUGACAUUAUGGACAGUUCCACAGAGACCCCUCCCAUCUCAAUCAAGUCCCGGACCCACUCUGUGUCUGCUGAUCCCUCAUGCAGACCUGGGCCAGGAGGCCAGGGGCCUGAGUCUGCCACCUGGAAGACACUGGGACAACAGCUGAAUGCAGAGCUCAGAGGCCGUGGUUGGGGCCAACAGGAUGGUCCAGGGCCCCCCUCCCCAUGUCCCAGCCCAAGUCCCCGAAGAACCAGCCCCGCCCCAGACAUCCUGAGUCUCCCAGAGGACCCCUGCUUGGGCCCUAGGAAUGAAGAUGGCCAGCUGAGGCCGAGGCCUCUUUCGGCAGGCCGGCGAGCAGUGUCUGUGCAUGAGGACCAGCUCCAGGCCCCCGCGGAACGGCCCCUCCGGCUGCAGCGCUCCCCUGUCCUCAAGCGUAGGCCGAAGCUCGAGGCACCCCCAUCCCCAAGCUUAGGCUCUGGCCUUGGAUCCAAGCCUCUUUCUCCGUACCCCACAGAACCCUCCAGCCCUGAGCGGAGCCCUCCCUCCCCAGCCACAGACCAAAGAGGCGGCGGCCCCAACCCCUGAACCUCUCUCCUCCUGCCGCAUGAAAUUAUUUUAUUAAAAAACUUGAAUGAAAC